Molecule: messenger RNA, 537 nt
Organism: Porites lobata
Lineage: Eukaryota; Metazoa; Cnidaria; Anthozoa; Scleractinia; Poritidae
Source: the annotation of a GenBank genome assembly
AUGCUGAGCCAACACUCAGCCAAACAUUGUGUCAUUGGAAGCUAUAACAUAAACAGUCUGGGAAACAAGUUCAGUGAGGUGAUGGAAUGGAUACAAGCCUUUGAUAUAUUGACCAUACAGGAAACCAAGUUGGAUAAAUCGUUCCCUGACUCACAAUUUGCAAUAGAUGGUUAUAACAUGUUUCGUCGAGAUCGGAAGAAAGGUGGUGGAGGAAUUAUGGUAUACAUUCGUAAUUCCAUUCCCUCCCACCGCAUCAGAGUUAAAUCCAACGAGGUGGAAGCGAUCCUUUUAGACAUUCAACUGGGUCAGCAAUACAUGUCUUUAUUAUGUGCCUAUAAACCACCGGCGGUUACUAACAACACAUUUACUAACGAAAUGUAUGCACUCCUGGACUCGGCGAUUGCUAACAGAUCAAAUGUUAUGUGUUUAGGUGACCUAAAUUGCGAUACGCUCCAUUCCCUAGACGGCGGAAAGGAAGGAAGAACAUGGCUAGACAUCUGCGACAUUUACGACAUGGUAAAUCUUAUAAUUAUAUAA